This is a messenger RNA of Parnassius mnemosyne (clouded apollo), 4868 nucleotides long. The record is from the annotation of a GenBank genome assembly. NCBI's taxonomy places the organism in Eukaryota, Metazoa, Arthropoda, Insecta, Lepidoptera, Papilionidae.
GACAGUAUUAUCCAGACUACAAUAAAAAUAGGACGUUUUUGUUACUUAAAUGCUUUGUUAAUUGUUGUUUUUGUGUUGGCAUUGAGUUUGAUUACCGACUGUGAAAAUUAUAUCACUGUGAUGGCCGCCGGACUGGGAUGGAAAGUGAUUCUAGUGACCCUGGGAUUAUUUCUAGAAAUAGCAGCAGAAGUGAUUAAGCUUAAUAUAACGAGCAACUGGAAACCAGAGUUCGGAUGGGAAGUAAUAUGUUCUUGGGAGAUGCUGCCUAAUGACACGUUACAAUCGGUGCGCCUACAAAACAAUGGCCAGCAAUUCAUGAUUUAUAGACCCGAGAUACAUGGAGCAUCUAGAGCCGAAAUAUUCAGAACACCGGAAAAUGUUAUGAACGUUGACUGCACACUCACCGCUAUGAAAGGUCGCCGAGGAAAAUGUGUUCUCAGUAUUGAACCUUACCAGCCACCAACUAUUGACUUCACGUACACCUGCGAAGUGUCAGGAGAAAGACCCAAGUUUAUGAUUGAAAGAAAAGAUUACGUUGUGAAGACACUUGUACCACCAAGCGCAGCAAAGUUGGAAUACAAGGCUUACGAAGAAGUACCACCAGGUCGCGUGAUGUUAAACUGCACCUCCAGCGGUUUACCAGCACCGAGCUUACAAUGGACUGUCGCUGAUGAUAAGGUCCAGGCUGACUUUACAGGGAGGUUAUGGAAUGCAACCUCGAAGCUAUGGCAUGUUUGGUCAUUCUUGGCCUACACUCGAUCUGAGCGAUCUUCUACAGUAACAUGCACUCCAGAAGUUCAUUCUCACAAUGAACUUAUAAAAGGGGCACCGGCAAUGUACAGCUCUGCUAAUGCGUUUGGUAAUCAUUUUUAGCAACUUUUGUAGGUUUUAACUUAAGCCAAUUUGGUUAGUGAUCAACUGUUCAGAAUCUCGCCUUAAAAUGUAUAGCACAUGAAUAUACUCCCCGAUUAAAGGUCCGGACACACUGAAAUUGUUAAUUGCAGUUUUAAAUGUGCCAACAUUCAUCACCAUCACCGCAUGUUUAGUGUAAAGAGAAAUAUUACAAGGACAUAAGUCUCAACAUGCACUGAGACAAUACUCUUCUUCCUCCCCUAACUCACAACAGUCCACACAUAGAAGUUACUCCUAUUGGUAGAACUGUUCCAUAUCACCAGUCUAUGGGAUUUUAGAUUAACAUUUCUAAAUAAAACUGCAUGUAUAAUAGCUAUGGAUGGGUCGGUUCAACUGGCGAAGUAUCACGAUCGCACAGAAACGAGCUUGAUUCAUACAAAUGGUAAAAUUAAAAACUUUGUAUAACCGACUUCAAUAUAAAUUAUUACGGAUAACUCAAAAACCACUGAUCAGACCUUGAUCAAAUUUAUAUGGGACCAUAUGACAAGCACCAGCUUUUAAAUAAAAAAAAGAAUUUUCCAAAUCGGUUCAGGCAUCUUCGAAUAAUCGGUGCAAUUACAAAAAAAUCCGACGAAUUGAGAACCUCCUCAUUUCUGAAGUUGGUUGAAAAUGGUGACAAAAUCGCAGACUCUUUUUACUGGUAACGAGGCAUUCCAUCUUAAUCCUAAGGGUCGAUAAAGCGUCUGCAUUUUGGUUCUUAAUUUAGGAUAAAUGUAAGUUUCUAUGGGGCACAUUCACUUACUAUCAGUUAUUCGUUUAUCAAAUUAUUGCAAUAUAUAAACAAACCUACUUACCUCGUUAUACUUCCUACGUGCUACAACCACGCCGUAACUGUGUCAUAGCCACUGGGUCGACCCGAUCGAAGGACCACGCUCUCACAGAAUACCAGCGUAAAAUAACAGCAUUAUUCUGCUCUUUCGUAUGUUAAGUGACUUUAAACGAAAACACUUUUCACUGGCAACGCCUAUCUUAGUUAUCGACUAAGAAUUAAAACACGUCUCUAAUUUGUUAGUCCCGGAUAGAUGUCCAUUACCACCAGGUAGACUAUGCGCUUAUCAACCACCUUUACUUUUUGUUAUAAAACUAUAGUGACAAUCGAAGUUACAGUUCUCCUGAUGGUAAGUGGCUACUGCAGUCCAUGGACACCACAGCCAACUUCAAACAAAGAAGAACCCGAAACAAUUAUUCGUAGGCCGUACAAAUACUUGUUCCGUGCGAGAUUCCAGCCGCAGCCCUCAGCGCUGCAACUCAAUGUAUGGCAACGGCACUUCGGAGCAGUCAAACCUCACCUCACUUCACCUCUGAAAACUAACAUGGAAUGUCUUACAGCCAGUAAUUAUCCUGGCUCUUUUACCCCUCAAACCGGAACAUUGCAGUACAAGAACACCUGGCCAGACGGAAUCCUAGAUAGAAAAGGAGUCUUACACAAAUUACUUUUUUUUUUAUAGGAUAAGGGUGACAAACGAGCUUACAGUCCACCUGAUGGUAAGUGGUUGCUGCGGCCCAUAGACAUCUACAUCUAUUCUCUGUUACAAAUCAAAAUGUAGAUGCGUUGUCACCCGUGAGGACUAAGAUGGAAUGCCUCAUUUCCAGUAAAAAGGGCCUCCGGCCACCUGCACUCACCAAGCGAAACGCAGAGGUAAACCUCUACUUCACGCUGGUUUUCUGUGAGGUCGUGGUACUACCCCGGUUCGAGCCGGCCCAUCCGUGCGACAGCAAAAGCUGCCGCGUGGCUCUACCACUGUUAAAACUCUUAAGCUUAAGCUAAACACUUAAGCGUCUCACUGCUGGGCACGGGCCUCCUCUUAUUUCCGAGAGCAUUUUAGGGCAAGGAAGUGCCCGCCGCGCUGCCCAAAUGCGUGUUGGCGAACUUCACAUGUCUUCGAAAUAUUUCUUAUUCUUAUUUCUCAGACAUGCAAGUUUCCUCACGAUGAUUUCCUUCACCGCCGAGCACGUAGUAAAUCAGCAUUUAAACUGCAAUUAACAAUUUCAUUGGUAUCCGCGGGGAUCGAACGCCCGGGUUGCUCGCGUACUGUGAAAUUUACAGCGAGCGCUAUCUUUUUUUUAUCGUGAGGAAAUCCUCAUGGAUACCUCCCGCUGCGGAAGCAAAGAAAAGGUUAUGCCGGACUCCUACCGGCUAAAACAUCACGGCGGUCACCAUCAUUGCUUUGCUACACUAAUAGCACGUCCCGGAGGCAGUACUCGCUGCCCCCAGCACCCUCGCAGUGCUACCAUGAUGUCUCGAGACCACUUCUGAGUCAUCGUCCUCCUCAGGGGUUACAUCACUAGGCGUUCGAGGCCCCCGCCCCGAGCGUCUGCAACCCCGGAAGCCCCGCUUCUGGUAAGGGAACACUAUUUUCAAGAGGAGGGCCGUCACGAACGCCUUGGCGACGUCGUCUCCGCGUGGGAUCUGCUCUCUCCCGAUCCCGCUCAGAAGCCUCCUUCUUAAUCUUAACAGAUUCACAUAAGAUCGCUACGGCCCUCCACGCCGAAUCCCCGCUCAGGAUCGCCGACACAACUGCUGGCAGGGAGAGGUUCCAUCCGAUGAGGUUCACCAAGAUCGUCCGCUCCCGUUCCCACGCUGAGCAUACUGCGAACGUAUGGAAAGCGGAGUCCUGGUCCCGUCCACCAUAGUGGAAGACAUUCGCCGUUGCCUCGUGUUCCAUCUUACACAGAUAAUCACCGAAGCACCCAUGCCCGGUAAUUAUCUGUGUAAGUCUGUAGGUGUCUUCCUGCUCGCUUCAUCGCAUUCAGGUCUUCACUGCAUUCAGGCCUCGAACACCGGCAGGAUUGCUCCAAUGACGCGUUUGCGUUCAUAGUGCUAACUGUCUGAGCUAACCCAGUUGUACUAAAUUACUUGCGUAAACUAAUUGUAUAAAGAUAAUAUUUUGCAUGUUACUCGUUACACCCCUAAAUAGAGUUGCAGGCUUGCAGGAUAAAAAAAAUAAUUCUUACUUUGCAGGUAUUCAAGCUAUUAUAGCAGUCCCCAUCGUACUAAUGCUUCAUAGGUGACGUGUAUAUUUCAAUGGAAGGUUAAUAUAGAUACUUAAUAAAACAAAAUGACACUUCAAAGUUUUUAUUUUUGCUAUAUUAUUGUUGUGAACAUCUUUUUAUUAAGCUGCGGUUACACUAUAAUUAUAAUACAAAUAUAAUGCCACGUUCCUAACCAUCAAGUAUGACGGAGUAGUUUUUGAUUGCCUAAGUUUAAAUAUAGCUAGCAGACUGAUAGAAUAUGUUCCUUAAAUAUUACGUUUUAUUAAAGAUACAGAAUGGAUGGCGAAUUUAUUAUAAUAACUGUUUUUGAAACAAAAAUAAUAAUGGCGAUUGUUCUUAUUUUCUAUUAUUAACAUGGUUUCCUACAUUUAGAUAACUUUUAUAUUUUUCAUUUGUCAUUUUUAUGCAAACUAUUUAUACAAAGCAUUUCUGUAAAAAAAUUAAUACCGAUAAGAAAUAUUUAUAUAUUAUGGUAUUAGGCAAACAACAAUUAUUAUCGGAGUGAAUCACGUUAGUGUAACGGCAGCUUAAUUAGCUAAGAUUCAAAUACAUGUUGUAUAUUUAUAAAAAAAAAAUCUUUUAAAUUGCAGUAUGGGCAACAUGCAGACAGGCAGUUUUCGUUACUUUUUAUAAUUUUAAUAUUCUUAUUUAGCUCCGUGUAUUACUGCAGUGUAAAAGAUUUUUUUACAAUAAGAUUUCUUUGGCAAAUAUGCUGAGUUACUUUUACAUAAUAUAAAGUAGAUUUAUAUAGUCUUGUUUUUUAUCUUGGCUACAUAAUUAUUUUAUGAUUAAAAUUCGAAAUAAAUUUAGCUAAUAGUUAACAUAGAGAAAAGUUACGUAAAUAUUUUUUUCGUAGAGCUUUUAGUUACCAAUUAUGUGCGAGAUUUUAUAGGUUUUUAAAUGGAAUUACUUAUUAAUAAUAGGAUUUAUGAGAUUGUAAAUAAUAAAAUUAUUAUGGACGC